UGCUGUACGUACUGAUCAGGUGUACACAGGUGAGUUUGUUUUACGAACACCUGCCACAAACAAUAUCAGCAGAACAACUAUAAGGUCGGACAGAGGCACGAUGGGGAAUAACUCUUCUUCAAAAAGCGCCACCUGUCAGAUCAAGACGGACAAGGCAGCGGGCGGCCCCAUUUUCGUGGUUAUGGAGGACACUGCCGGCAACCGGACGGACGCCAUCAGACUCCCCAAAUGGAAGAACGGCGUCACGCCAAGCGACAUUCAACUACGCGAACAGGUGAAGUACAUGGAGAUCUGGAGCGAGGGGAGAUGCGACAUUUAUGUCGAUACCGUCAAAAUUUCUUCGCUUUCUGAUGUGGACUUGUACACCUUUCCAGUACAGAGGUCGCUGAAGCCCGGCGCGGGAAACAGACUGUUCAUCCCUCCGCACGACUGCUGCCUGCCUCAGACCGACCCCCAUCCGGCACAGCGACGGCGGGAACUUAACGACAAAAAGAAGGACCUCCAAAUGACGACACUAGCCGACGGGUGUCCUGUACAGGUUGCCGGUUCACCAAGACAGGCAAUGUGGGCACCGGAAUACAAGAAGGCGUACUGCAAAGUCCGAGACAGCUGCAAAAGCGAAGAAUUACUCCUUAUGUUGACAAGGAGAGGACCAGUCAAGGAACUGGGCAACUUUUCAGACUUGUACAAGCUUGGCUUCAAAGUCCCACAGGGCAUGGAGAACUGGUGGUUCGAUAAGGUUUUCGGACAGCAGAGACUCCAGGGUUUGGUGCCUAACCUCAUCAAACUGUGCACGGAAAUCCCAGCAAGUUUAAACGUCACGGAGGAGAUGGUGAAACCCAUGCUGAAGGACACGUCCCUGAAACAGGCGCUCCAGGACAAGCGGCUGUACCUGACGGACCUCACCAUGCUAAAGGGCGUCAAAUGUAUUGACGGCAACGUGCUGUGCGCACCAAUGGCCUUGUUCUUCGUGGAUGACGAAGGCGACCUCAUGCCUAUAGCCAUCCAGUUGUUCCCAUACUCACAAAAGGUACUAGUAUUCCUUCCUACGGACCCACCCUACACCUGGCUACUAGCGAAGAUGUGGUACAACCUGGCGGAGGCUUCUUGGCACCUGGCCUGCGGAAACUUCGGCUUCUCUCGUUUGGCCAUGGAGUCCGUCGCCCUGUGCGCUCACCGGAACCUGGCCCAGUCCCACCCGGUCUUCCGCCUCCUGGCGCCGCACUUCAACCAACUCAGCCCGGCAAACAGGGAAACACUGCGCAUGCUCGAUCCCGGAGAGUGGAUGGACCAGUCCACUAGGAUCGGCAGGGAUGGAUUCAUCGACAUCCUACAGAGGGGGUGGAAAAGCCAUUGGAGGAUGAACGUGGAAGGGAAUUUGCCUCGUGAUCUAGAGAAUCGAGGGGUCGAGGACAAAACCGCCCUUCCCGCUUACCACUACCGUGACGACGCCCUCCCCAUCUGGUACGCCAUCGAGAAAUACACCAGAACCGUGCUGAAAGCCUACUACGGCACCCCUGGAAAAGUCACAGGAGACCAUGAAUUAAGGUCCUGGAGAGAGGAGAUGACGAAACCAGCCACUGGUGGCGGCGUGGGAAUUCAGGGCGUUCCAGGUGAGGGUGAAUUCAGGACAGUUGAUGACGUGGUUGCUACGGUGACGUCCGUCAUAUUUACCUGUACCGUGUCGCGUGCUGUCAGCCUGCAGAUGUACGACCAGUGCGCCUUCCCGCCCAACUACCCUCUCAACCUCACCGGCGCUCCUAUCACAGUCAAGAAUCCUCUGACCAUAAAGGAUGUGCUGAAGAGCCUUCCCACAAAGGAGAAGACCUUACGGGUGAUGUCUAUGACGAGGUUUCUGAGUUCUAAGGACAGCCAGAAGAAUACUCUGGGUGAUUUCCACAACCCUUUCCUGUUCACAAAGGUGGGGAAUGCGGCAGUCAAAAGUUUUCGGGAAGACUUAGCCAAGAUUUCAGCGAGCAACAAGAAGAAUGAUCGGUCCCCGCCCUACCCAUACCUGGAUCCCGCUGUCAUCCCGACGUCCUGCUGUUUCUAGUGAAUCACUGAACUUUAUUCCUCAAGAACUUGUGAACGACACAAUGUAUGGCAACAAUGACAAAGCAAUCAAUACAACAAAACUAGUCUAUUCUUUAAAAAAUCUAUAAACAGACCUGAGUGAGUUCACAAAUGUGCCCUAUGGGACAGACUGCCAUUCUCACAUAUGACUGUUUAGGCAU
Molecule: messenger RNA, 2234 nt
Organism: Branchiostoma belcheri (Belcher's lancelet)
Lineage: Eukaryota; Metazoa; Chordata; Leptocardii; Amphioxiformes; Branchiostomatidae
Product: arachidonate 12-lipoxygenase, 12R-type-like
Exons: 19
Coding region: 101-2053 (650 amino acids)
Biological process (GO): lipid oxidation; lipoxygenase pathway; arachidonate metabolic process
Molecular function (GO): oxidoreductase activity, acting on single donors with incorporation of molecular oxygen, incorporation of two atoms of oxygen; metal ion binding
Source: RefSeq, a predicted model, not a curated record